UCAGGAUCAAAAUGAGCAGAAAGACAAAAAGUGAUCGUUUUAGUCCAUAUUUCGAUUCCCGAUCAGGAAAGUGUCAUGAUGCUCAACAGCUGCAGGACGAGCAGGAUUCACAAACUUCAAAGUUGGGAAGCAAAUCWCCCAGGAAAAGAGCUAGAAAGUAUGGUGAUAUGACAGAGGAUGAAGUCAUGAAAUUACUACUGCCUGAUAGAGUGGAUCAAAACUUAGAUAUCCUUUUUAUAGGUAUAAAUCCAGGUCUUACUUCAGCAUAUAAAGGACAUCACUAUGCUGGGCCAAAUAAACAAAAUCACUUUAUUUUCAGAAAAGAAAUCAAAGAUGGAGUUGAAGAUUUAAUUUCCAAAAUUAAAAGACUAAAACCUUUGGUAGCUUGUUUCAAUGGCAAAGGAAUUUAUGAAAUAUUCUCAAGAUCAAAGUGUGAAAUUGGAAAUCAGCCAGAAUGCAUACCAGGGACAGAUGUUCCUGUUUAUGUCAUGCCAUCAACUUCAGGUCGUACGAUGACGUACCCUCGUGCCAGCGACAAGCUUCGGUUUUUUCAAGAACUCAAAGAGUUGCGAGAUGCAAGGAAAGCUAUGACAGCAAAUACCGUGGCUGAAGACAACACUUGAAUUGAUAGAAACGUUUUUUUAGUACAACUAAAAAAUGAUUGAAAAUAUCAACAUAAGUGUACACAAACGCUGUAUAUAUAUCUAAUACAGCAGCUGAAACUGUUCGUUGUUGGAUUGUGGACACCCCACUGAUAUUCCGGACGCCCGUUAUACGGAAACUUGAAUACAGUAAAUCUCCUCUCAAAAAAAAAGAUAUUGAAAAUCACUCUAAGACAUGGCGAUCUUAUUUAUUGGGUCAUUGAAAUUAAAAAUUAGUUAUAAAUGUAGU
Molecule: messenger RNA, 891 nt
Organism: Exaiptasia diaphana
Lineage: Eukaryota; Metazoa; Cnidaria; Anthozoa; Actiniaria; Aiptasiidae
Product: G/T mismatch-specific thymine DNA glycosylase
Exons: 6
Coding region: 12-623 (203 amino acids)
Biological process (GO): base-excision repair, AP site formation
Cellular component (GO): nucleus
Molecular function (GO): mismatch base pair DNA N-glycosylase activity
Source: RefSeq, a predicted model, not a curated record